Babesia sp. Xinjiang is the source of this 987-nucleotide messenger RNA. RefSeq lists its product as uncharacterized. The record is from RefSeq and is a predicted model, not a curated record. The coding region runs from base 1 to 987 and encodes 328 amino acids. The transcript has 5 exons. Lineage: Eukaryota; Apicomplexa; Aconoidasida; Piroplasmida; Babesiidae.
AUGACUGAACAUAUUAAGUCGGGUAGUUUCUUGCGCCGCUCUGUGGCACGCGAAGGUGCAACCGAUGGACACUGCGGGGUCGCGAUACAAGCGGGAUGUCGUCGAGCGGGAGUUGCAUUUCAACGUUCAUAUUACACUCCAACAUACAAAAACCAUGCUUCGCUGGGUUCACUAUGCGAUGAGAAGGAACGUUCUCACCGCACAGGCAUGAAGGCGGUCAUAGGAUCGGCUAUGAUUUACGUUGUACUAGGAUUCCCAGCAGCGUUCUCUGGGAUAGGACUACAUAUCGCAUCGUACAUCAAGGUCAUAGGGAAGGAUGACGCCGUCAGCCAUAAAGGUAUCGCCGCUGUAUUCCUGCUGGCACUGGUACUCCAGAGCACAGCCGGGCUGCUGACGGAACCGGCCGUACAGCUAUUCAGCGAAAAAAUGUUGGCGAAGUGCGCGUGUCUAGGUGUCGCUAUGUGUGUUAUAUGUGCCGCUAUGUGUCUACACAGCUACAUCCUUUUCAUGCUGUGGUAUGGAAUGGGUGCCGGGUUCUGUUCGGGUCUGGUCAUGUGGCUGCCCGUGAAAUCGGUGAUCAGGAACAACCCUCACUGGCGUGGAUUCAGCUGUGGCCUAAUGUACGCACUAAUGGGCACUGUACUAUUGGUUAUGGGACCCAUCGAACUAGCAUAUCUCAGCCCAUGGUGGAUCACCGGGUCCAACAACAAACACGAUGGUCCUCGUCAAAGACAAACCGAACCUAACAACUGGUUAUACACUGAUAUGGGCGAGCUGCAUAGAACAAAGAAGGUAGUGCUGUGCCUUGGACUCCUUUACCUAGUACUGACGGCGCUAGGGAUACGCUGGGCGUUCCCAGAUGAUGGGAUGGACGACGCAGAAACAGAUACACCGCACGAUUCCGAAUACGUAGCGUUUGCUAUAAAGGAAAGACGUAAAGGGGGACAAGAUACACGACAACACGGUUGGCGUGAUCAACUGCAGUAA